AUGGCUCCACUGCCUCCCGGCUUGAGAAAGCCUUCCGCACGUUCGCUGCGAACACAGCGCAUUACUGGUCAAAUCCACCAUCUUGCGCCUGACAAGGUCUUUCGAGAUGAUGCAGCUGUUACCGAUGACUUUAUCUCAAGCAAAAAGGAUAAGCGCUUAAUUAAGCACUCUACUUUCAUGUCGCGCGUCGCCUCGUCUGCUGGCGUCACUAAGUCUAAGAAGCGAACCGGCCGUGGGCGCAGUAAGCAGCUUAAGACGAACCUGGAAAGUUUGGCCGAUGCCCUGCCGGAGCUCGAGAGUGGAAUGGGUGGCGAAGAAAUCCUUGCGGGAAAGAUUAAACACAAGAGUCUGCGAAGCAAGAAGGGUGCGCUGAAGAGGAAGGAACAGGUUGUCAAGGGCGAGAUGGAGAGAUUCGGUGUCAGCAUGGCGAAGCUCUCAGAAACCAGUACGCAGGCAACAAGUAAAGCUGCAUCGGAGCCUGCUGCCACCGGAGGAAAUGCUUCAUCAAGUCGUUGGGCAGCUCUACGAGGCUACAUUUCUGCUACAAUGGACCAAAACCCUGCCUUUGUAGGCAAGUAA
Molecule: messenger RNA, 579 nt
Organism: [Torrubiella] hemipterigena
Lineage: Eukaryota; Fungi; Ascomycota; Sordariomycetes; Hypocreales; Clavicipitaceae
Source: the annotation of a GenBank genome assembly